Messenger RNA from Cladocopium goreaui, 900 nucleotides. NCBI's taxonomy places the organism in Eukaryota, Dinophyceae, Suessiales, Symbiodiniaceae. The record is from the annotation of a GenBank genome assembly.
UGAUGUCCUAGCUGCCACUGGUCGCAGAGCCAUCUGAGACGGAGCAGCAGGAUCCCCCGAUGCUGUCAGUUGGCGAAUCUGUGGAACGAGGCUUGAGCACUACAGUUGCAGAGAGAAGCGAGAAAUUCUCCAAAGGUGGCCUGCCACCCUAUGGUGAUGAGGACUUAUCAGUGCUGUACUGGGAUGCUCGUCAUGCACGUUCUGGCGCCGCUUUUUUCGAUUGGUACCUGGAUUAUUCGAGGCUGCGGUCCGUCUUUCACCAAGAGUUCCCAGCGGCGGAGACGCAACCAGAGAUCUUGGACGUGGGCUUCGGCACAUCUGAGAUCCCCAUGCGCCUCUUCAGCGAUGGCUGGGAAUUUGUGACGGCCGUGGACCUUUCGGCGGGGAGUGUCCGUCUGGCACAACAACGACGGGAGCAGAAAUCCUUGCAGUUCCUCCAGAUGGAUGCCUGCAAGCUGAACUUUCCGGACCACUGUUUCCACGCGGUCUUCGACAAGGCCACCUUCGAUACCUUGGUGUGCUCCUCUCGGCCCAAUGUCUCAGCACAGGCCUACCUGUCGGAAGUCUUCCGCGUGUUGAUGCCGGGGGGUGUCUUUCUGAUGGUCACGCACUCGGGCCCUGCCGAGCGGAUGCCCUACUUGCUGCAGGACCCUUCGAGGGGAUGGAAAGUGCAGGCAGCAAGGAUUCCAAAGCAAAGCUCUCUGGACGGCGCCGAAGCUGAGGGCGAGACGGAAGAGGGCGAGGAGCUCCAAGAGGCGGCCGCGACAAAGUCGAGGGCGCCCUGCUACUGGCUCUUCCUCUGUACCAAACCAACGGAGUCACUGGAGAGCCACUAGGCAAAACUACUGGACAAAGUGCCCGUAGAGCUGCUGGAGGAAAAAACGACUUGCAGUUGAGAAA